Messenger RNA from Owenia fusiformis, 1397 nucleotides. The record is from the annotation of a GenBank genome assembly. NCBI's taxonomy places the organism in Eukaryota, Metazoa, Annelida, Polychaeta, Sabellida, Oweniidae.
UACCAGUAGCAGACAGAUAACCGCUGCUAGUCAGCUAUGUAUGCUCCGUUAUCUGCUAGCAAAACAUCCUGACUCAAGAACACCUUUACAGACGCUGGCAAAGAGUGGGUCACAACACACCUUACGAGUUACUAGCCACUAUUACACUACAAUAAGACCAUUCCGAAAAUGCCGAAAGUUUUCCUCCUAACGCACAAACGAUACAAGACAAGCUAUGCAGAUGAUUUCGGUUUUGAAGAGGCAGAAUAUAUUAAAGAUGCCUGUCCGGAUCUCUCUCCCUUAUCUCCUGUCUUCGAUAGAUUCCAUGAAGUGUUUGAAACCCAACACGACUUAUCACGAAAUGUGGAAUGUGAGAUGUCUGAAUCCGAGAUUGCUAAACGGAGCGACGGCGAAGAAUCAGCUGUUGAAUCGGUCCCUUCACCGCGCCCAUCAGUCAUCCAUUCUUCACCUAGUUACGAGAAUCCAAAUCUUCUUAUGCUCAUACAGAGUGGUCCAAUCGUGAAACCACCUAGUAUUACACUUGCUGAAUAUGAUCAGUCCCUCAGCACGGAGAACAUUCGGGCAUCUAUGACCGACAACAUCCGGGCAUCUCUCAGUGAUGGAAGUUGCAGUGGGGACGAAUUUGAAUGUGUCGAAUGUGGCCGCAGCUAUAGCACCCCAUCUAACUUAGCACGACAUCGACAAACCCAUCGCAGUGUAACCGACAAAAAGGCCAGAAAAUGUCCCCAUUGUGAGAAGGUUUACGUGUCAAUGCCAGCGUACAGUAUGCAUGUGCGCACGCACAAUCAAGGUUGUGAGUGUUCCGUGUGUGGAAAGAAAUUCUCGAGACCGUGGCUGUUACAGGGCCAUCUUCGCACACAUACUGGAGAGAAACCAUUCAAAUGUGCAAAAUGUGGAAAAGCAUUUGCCGACAAAUCAAACCUGCGUGCGCACAUUCAAACUCACUCUUCCGCAAAACCCUUUGUUUGUGGGAGGUGUGGCAAGGCGUUUGCGCUGAAAAGUUAUCUUUACAAACAUGAAGAAUCGUCGUGUAUGAGGGGACUUCGCCAACAUCGACAAUAAUCAAAACGUUAUAUCAUAACAAAUUCCAAAUGUUGUUCAUUCCUGACUUUUUUGAAGAAACAACAUUUCCAUUAGUAAUUGUGACCUGUGUUAGGUCACAGGACUAUAAAAUUUAAAUCUAGGCACUGGACGAAACAAGCGUAAUCUCAGGCUGUUGAACAAAUACAAAUGUGCCAAAUAUGGAACAAGUACUGCUGACUAUGUGCUGAUACAAAAGUGCCAAAUAAGGGAAGUCUGUAAAACACGCGUUGACUGAGUUGACGUGGAAUUGGGAACAAAUACUCCGGUGUAAAAAGUUUUUUUCAAGUUGAUCUCUCUUUUUAUCUCAUUAUGGG